GGACAUAGUAAUGGAAAAAGGUAAUUAAUUAUUUGCCCACUCUCCACUCUCCACUCUCUUAUUCUCCUCUCUUCUUCACUCUCCGUUCCAUGCCCAUUCUCUUACUUUUCUCCUCUCCUAAUUUCAACUCCUAAUGAUCCAUCCUCCUAUUCAAGGGUUUUCGAAUUUGGUGUUGUUGGAGUUGGGUAUUGGAGGUGUUGAGCGAAAUUGCUCUCCUCUCUGAACUCACUGCUUCAGUGCGCAGCCCUAGUAGAGAGUGUUGUUGAGGCGAUCUCAGGCGCUCGCCUAUGGUGAGGCAGUGCCUUCAACAGGGUGCUCGCCUUGUUGCGUCAUACUUUGCUUUUUUGCGCCAUUGCCACAAAUGGAGGGAAUGAAGAAGAAACUAAGUGAUACUGUUGCCAAAAGAUGUAUCGAUUUUGAUCCAAAGGCAUCACGAAAGAGACAUUCUCAGCGCUUGAAAUCUCUUUCAAUAGGCCUAGCAGCUAUUGAUGAUGACAACGAUGGAAAAAUGAAUGAGAAGGAAGGAGAUAACAACACAAAUAAGUUGUUUGUUGACCAAUCUCAAGAUUCCUUGCCAGCAGCUGGAAAGAAGUCACCUAAUAUAGGAGACAAUAUUGAAUGUACACAUAGAACUCCAAGAUCAUCUUUACAAUUAGAUUCGCUAGCAUCUCGUAAAAGAGAAGCCCUUCAGAAGUUAGCUUCUAGGGGACAAGUUUCACCAAUUUUAGAUAGAUCACAAAAUGUAGGAGAGCAUAUCAAUGCUUCUGAACUAACUAUUCAACAAUUCCCCAAGAAAUGUAGAGGCCCUACUAAAAUGAAUACCAAUGCAAUUGAGGAGUGCAAUAAAGUGGAUAUAACCUUCAAUGAGUUUGGACAACCAAUUGGGGAGGCUUCAAUUGGGUUGUCUUCAUUUCUAGGUCUACUGGUGAGAGAGGAAGUGCCUGUGACUUUAAGUGAUUGGAGAAAAUUGUCAACAAGUUCUAAGGAAAUUUUAUGGACAUCGAUUCAAUCAAGAUAUAAUUUGAAAGAAGAUUGGCAAAGAAAAUAUGUUUUCCAAAAGAUGGGUAGAUUGUGGAGAGCAGGAAAAUCACGAAUUGUGUCACAAAUUCAAUCAACAUCUACUAAUGAAGAGCUUGUGAAAAUGAAGCCAUCCAAUAUACAAUCUAUGCACGAUUGGAUGGACUUUGUGAAAGAAAAGAAGAGCGCAAUAUUCAAGGCUAAAAGUGAAAGGUUCAAAUCAAUGAAGAAGAUGCAACUUCCACAUACAUGUAGUCGUAAGGGUUAUGCUCGAUUGGCAGAAGAAAUGAAAAAAAGUUGUUCAGAUUCAUCAGCAGCGACAAGGGUUGUAUUAGGGGCAAAAACACACAGGAAAAAGAAAGGAAAUCAUGUUAGCUCACAAGUUGCAGAAGCAUUGGGAAUGGAGAAGAAACUAAGUGAUAUUGUUGUCAAAAGAUGUAUUGAUUUUGAUCCAAAGACAUCGCGAAAGAGACGUUCUAAGCGCUUGAAAUCUCUUUCAAUAGGCCUAGCAACUAUUGAGGAUGACAAUGAUGGAAAAAUGAAUGAGACGGAAGGAGAUAACAUCACAAAUAAGUUUGUUGACCAAUCUCCAGUAGCUGGAAAUAUGGCACCCAACAUUAGAGACAAUCUUGACAGUACACACAUAACUCCAAGAUCACCUUUACCAUUAGAUUUGCUAGCAUCUCUUGCCUUUCAGAAGUUAGCUUCUCGGGAACAAGUUUCACCAAUUUUAGAUAGAUCACAAAAUGUAGGAGAGCGUAUCAAUGUUACUAAAACGAAGCCAUCCAAUAUACAAUCUAUGCACGAUGGGAUGGACUUUGUGAAAGAAAAGAAGAGCACAAGGUUCAAGGCUAAAAGUAAAAAGUUCAAGUCAAUGAAGAAGAUGCAACUUCCACAUACAUGUAAUCGUGACAGUUAUGCUCGAUUGGCUGAAGAAACGGGAAUGAAGAAGAAACCAAGCGAUACUGUUUCCAAAAGAUGUCUUGAUUUAGAUCCAAAGGCACUACGAAAGAGACGUUCUAAGCGCUUGAAAUCUCUUUCAAUAGGCCUAGCAACUAUUGAGGAUGACAAUGAUGGAAAAAUGAAUGAGAAGGAAGGAGAUAACAUCACAAAUAAGCUGUCUGUUGGCCAAUCUCAAGAUUCCUUGCUAGUAGCUGGAAAUAAUCCACCUAAUAUUGGAGACAAACUUGACAGUACACACACAACUCCAAGAUCACCUUUACCAUUAGUUUCGCUAGCAUCUCGAUCUUGUACAAGAGAAGCCCUUCAAAAGUUAGCUUCUAGGGGACAAGUUUCACCAAUUUUAGAUAGAUCACAAAACGUAGGAGAACAUGUCAAUGAUUCUGAGCCAACUAUGCAACAACUCCCCAAGAAAUGUAGAGGUCCUACUGAAAUGAAUACCAAUGCAACUGAGGAGUGCAAUAAAGUGGAUAUAACCUUCAACGAGUUUGGACAACCAAUUGGGGAGGCUUCAAUUGGUUUGUCUUCAUUUCUAGGUCUACUGGUGAGAGAGGAAGUGCCUGUGACUUUAAAUGAUUGGAGAAAAUUGUCAACAAGUUCUAAGGAAAUUUUAUGGACAUUGAUUCAAUCAAGAUAUAAUUUGAAAGAAGAUUGGCAAAGAAAAUAUGUUUUCCAAAAGAUGGGUAGAUUGUGGAGAGCAGGAAAAUCACGAAUUGUGUCACAAAUUCAAUCAACAUCAACUAAUGAAGAGCUUGUGAAAAUGAAGCCAUCCAAUAUACAAUCUAUGCACGAUUGGAUGGACUUUGUGAAAGAAAAGAAGAGCGCAAUAUUCAAGGCUAAAAGUGAAAGGUUCAAAUCAAUGAAGAAGAAGCAACUUCCACAUACAUGUAGUCGUAAGGGUUAUGCUCGAUUGGCUGAAGAAAUGAAAAAAAGUUCAGAUUCAUCAUCAGUGACGAGGGUUGCAUUAUGGGCAAAAGCACACAAGAAAAAAAAUGGAAAUCCUGUUAACUCACAAGUUGCAGAAGCAUUGGAGCAUAUUGAACAAACUGACAAGGAAGGGAUAGACACUACAAAUAAUGUGGUCAAUGAUGCAAUAAGUAAAGUUCUUGGUCCUGAUUGGAGUCAUAUUGGAGCACUUGGAUUUGGAGUCACCUUCUCAAAGUUUUCUUCAUUGUCUAAACGACAUUCGUUGUCUCAACGAGAUUCGUUGUCUCAACGAGAUAGCCAUUAUGCCGAACUUGAAGAAAAGUAUAAGAAGAUGGAAGGAGAAAUGUCUGAAAUGAGAUCUUUGAUGUCUUACCUUCUCAAAUCUCAAGGUAAUGGAAUUGAACAACUUUCUUAUGCUACAAAUGAACAAAUGGUUAACAACGUUGCUACUAACCCAAUUGGAUCUUCAUCUUCGAGUAUUAAUAAUAAUAAUGCUCUCCGCAAGUGCAAAUUGCUAGAUUGGUGUGGUACAGGAGAGGUAGUUGCUGAAGGUCGAUGGUCUUCAAAUGACCCUAAAGUUAUUGUUCAUCAUGUUCCCCUCGGUCCACAAGCCGUAAGAGUUUGGGUGGAUUUGCCAAAGAGGUCAAAUGCAUUUUUAUGGAGACCUAACUCAGAAAUGACAUACAUCAAGGAUGCUAUUGGUAGCACUGUAGCAUGGCCUUUUGACAAAGUUAUUAUAAGUUGAUGAAAGAAUUACUUUACAGCCAAGAAAUGUUGAUCGUCACGACACUACAAGCUUUAGUUAUCUAGAUUUUUGUAACAGCAAAUUUUGUAACUAAUGAAUGGUAUGUUGAUCAACUUUAUGUUUAGUUGAUAUUAACGACUAUAUCUCUUUUUGUGGGGGCAAUAUGAAUAUUUUGGGAAUACUUAUACACAUAAAAAUGCAUUUCAUAUGAUCUAUUUUUAUGGAUCAUUAUU
Benincasa hispida (wax gourd) is the source of this 3882-nucleotide messenger RNA. Lineage: Eukaryota; Viridiplantae; Streptophyta; Magnoliopsida; Cucurbitales; Cucurbitaceae. The record is from RefSeq and is a predicted model, not a curated record.